Micropterus salmoides (largemouth bass) is the source of this 543-nucleotide messenger RNA. It is a transcript of the gene acap2, whose product is annotated as ArfGAP with coiled-coil, ankyrin repeat and PH domains 2. Lineage: Eukaryota; Metazoa; Chordata; Actinopteri; Centrarchiformes; Centrarchidae. The coding region runs from base 1 to 528 and encodes 175 amino acids. The record is from RefSeq and is a predicted model, not a curated record. The transcript is spliced from 6 exons. Gene Ontology annotation, cellular component: cytoplasm. Gene Ontology annotation, molecular function: protein binding; GTPase activator activity.
AUGGCUCCCACGCGUAUCUUGCGUUCCUUUGGAGGAGCCACCAUAGAGGAAGUGGAGGGGGAUGUGUGUGAAUUGGAAUCCAAGCUCGACAAAUUGGUGAAGUUGUGUAUUGGGAUGAUUGAUGCUGGAAAAGCCUACAACGCAGCCAACAAGCAGUUUGUUAAUGGAAUCCGGGAGCUAGCCCAGCAGUCCACCAAAGAUGAGGUCAUCGAGUCCAGUCUCACAAAGUUUGCUGAGAGUCUGCAGGAGAUGAUCAACUAUCACACGAUAUUAUUUGAUCAGGCCCAGAGAUCUAUCAAGACCCAGCUUCAAACAUUUGUCAAAGAUGACAUCCGUAAGUUCAAAGAAGCGAAGAAGCAAUUUGACAAAGUGAGUGAAGAAAAGGAGGCGGCACUGAUCAAGAACGCCCAGGCUCCCCGCAACAAGCAACAUGAGGUGGAGGAGGCCACAAACAUCCUAACAGCCACGCGCAAGUGCUUCCGACACAUCGUCCUCGACUACGUCUUACAGGUACAACAACUCACUUAGGGAUGUAAAUUGUAA